AGAAGAGGGACAGUAUGGUGGCCAGCGUUCCGCCGCGGGCGUGAUUAAAACCUCCAUAGCCUGCAUUGUUUAAUCCCUUUAAGUGACCCAUACUCCGUUAUUUGGGAUUGUUUAUUAAAUCUGCCGAAAGCAUGGCUUCUACGGCAGCGGGUAAACAGAGGAUCCCUAAGGUGGCGAAGGUGAAGAACAAAGCUCCGGCAGAAGUUCAGAUCACCGCUGAGCAGCUGCUGAGGGAGGCGAAGGAACGAGAGCUCGAACUUCUGCCGCCACCUCCCAAACAGAAGAUCACCGAUGAGGAAGAGCUCAAUGAUUACAAACUGAGGAAGAGGAAGGGGUUUGAGGACAACAUAAGGAAGAAUCGAACGGUCAUCAGCAACUGGAUUAAAUACGCACAAUGGGAGGAGAGUCUGAAAGAGGUCCAGAGGGCUCGCUCAAUCUACGAGCGUGCACUGGACGUAGACCACCGGAACAUCACCCUGUGGUUAAAGUAUGCCGAGAUGGAGAUGAAAAACCGACAGGUAAACCACUCCCGCAACAUCUGGGACAGAGCCAUCACCAUCCUCCCACGAGUCAACCAGUUCUGGUACAAGUACAGUUACAUGGAGGAGAUGCUGGGAAAUGUGGCUGGUUGCAGACAAGUGUUUGAGAGGUGGAUGGAGUGGGAGCCAGAGGAACAGGCCUGGCACUCUUACAUCAACUUCGAGCUGCGCUAUAAGGAAGUGGACAAGGCACGCAGUAUUUAUGAGCGCUUUGUCAUCGUCCACCCGGAAGUGAAGAACUGGAUCAAGUAUGCUCGUUUCGAGGAGAAACAUGGGUAUAUUGCUCACAGCAGGAAGGUCUUUGAGAGGGCUGUGGAGUUCUUUGGCGAGGAACAUGUAGACGAGAACCUCUUCGUGGCCUUUGCGCGGUUUGAGGAGACACAAAAAGAGUUUGAACGAGUUCGGGUCAUCUAUAAAUACGCCCUGGACAGAAUUCCCAAACAGCAGGCACAGGAGCUCUUCAAGAGCUACACUGUAUUCGAGAAGAAGUUUGGAGACAGGAGAGGAAUCGAAGAUGUCAUCGUCAGCAAGAGAAGAUUCCAGUACGAGGAGGAAGUCAAGGCAAAUCCUCACAACUACGAUGCGUGGUUUGAUUACCUCCGCCUGGUGGAGAGCGAUGCAGACCCUGACACAGUGAGGGAGGUGUACGAGAGAGCCAUCGCCAACACACCACCUCUCCAGGAGAAGAGACACUGGCGGAGAUACAUCUACCUGUGGAUCAACUACGCUCUGUAUGAAGAGCUGGAGGUCAAGGAUCCCGAGAGAACCAGGCAGGUUUAUCAAGCAUGCCUGGAACUUAUCCCUCACAAAGAGUUCUCAUUCGCCAAGAUGUGGCUACUCUAUGGCCAGUUUGAAAUCCGUCAAAAGAAUCUGCAAGCCGCCAGAAGAUGCCUGGGCACUGCUAUAGGGAAAUGCCCGAAGAACAAACUGUUUAAGGGCUACAUUGAGCUGGAGCUGCAGCUGCGUGAGUUUGACCGGUGUAGAAAGCUGUAUGAGAAGUACCUGGAGUUCGCUCCGGAGAACUGCACCACCUGGAUCAAGUUUGCCGAGCUGGAGACCAUCCUGGGAGACACGGACCGAGCCCGCGCCAUCUUCGAGCUCGCCAUUGGACAGCCCCGACUAGACAUGCCAGAGGUUCUCUGGAAGUCCUACAUAGACUUUGAGAUUGAGCAGGAGGAGUACGGUAACACCAGGAACCUGUACAAAAGACUGCUUCAGCGCACACAGCACGUCAAGGUAUGGAUCAGCUACGCCAAGUUUGAGCUGUCGGUGGAGAGCGCUGACAGGCUGCUGCGGAGCCGACAGACCUUCGAGGAGGCCAACAAGAGCCUGGUGAGCUGUGAGGAGAAGGAGGAAAGGCUGAUGCUCCUGGAGGCCUGGAGGGACUUUGAGAAGGAGUUCGGUUCAGAUAGAUCCAGAGAGCGGGUCAGAAAACUGCUGCCGGAGAAGGUGAAGAAGAGGAGGAAGCUGACGGCAGAGGACGGGUCGGACGCAGGCUGGGAAGAGUACUACGACUACAUCUUCCCAGAGGACGCUGCCAACCAGCCCAACCUCAAGCUGCUGGCCAUGGCCAAGAUGUGGAAGAGACAGCAGCAGGGGGAGGACGAAGAGGACAGGGCUCUGGAGGUAGAAAAGGAAACAGCCGAGUCGACCGAAGACCAAGCUCCAGGCGCCGCCCCUCUCUUUGAAACGACAGCGGAGAACCCCGCCGACCAGGAAGCGGUCACCACCGCGACGCAGGAGGACGACGACAGAGAUGACAGCAGCAGUAGCAGCGAGAGCGAAAAUGAGAGCGAAAAUGAGGAGAAAGAGACCAAGAGGCCUCAAAGCGGUGAUGACGAGGAAGGUUAGGAGAACUUU
This is a messenger RNA of Lampris incognitus (smalleye Pacific opah), 2399 nucleotides long. RefSeq names its product crooked neck pre-mRNA splicing factor 1 (gene crnkl1). Lineage: Eukaryota; Metazoa; Chordata; Actinopteri; Lampriformes; Lampridae. The transcript has 14 exons. Gene Ontology annotation, biological process: mRNA splicing, via spliceosome; spliceosomal complex assembly. The coding region runs from base 132 to 2390 and encodes 752 amino acids. The record is from RefSeq and is a predicted model, not a curated record. Gene Ontology annotation, cellular component: U2-type catalytic step 2 spliceosome; precatalytic spliceosome; post-mRNA release spliceosomal complex. Gene Ontology annotation, molecular function: protein binding.